UGCGGCUGUUACCUGCGUAGUUUUGAAAGAUGGCUGCUACUUCAAGUUCAGUGAAAGAGGAUUCUUUCUCUAACGGUGCAGCCUCUGUGCCGUUUGACUUAUCUAAGACGCCCAAUAUUGAAGGCUUUACUCCUCAUAGUCGGACUUUAGAUGAAGGCUUCAAGGAAAAAUUUUUAAGAAAGACAAAAGAAAAUCCGUUUGUUCCAGUAGGUUGUUUGGCGACAGCAGCUGCACUCUCUUAUGGACUCAUUGCCUUCAAGAGGGGUAAAACCCGUCAGUCUCAAUUAUUGAUGAGAACUCGAAUUGCUGCACAAGGGUUCACAGUCGUUGCUAUCUUGGUUGGUGUUGCAACUGCCGCCUUCAAGUCAAGGCAGUGAAGAGCAGCACCUGUGGUGGAGUGCUAUUUUGAGUAACAGAGAUAGGCUUUGAAAUUGUUACCUCCACAAAUAUAUUAUCUGCAUUACUAUUUUACAGUUCAAGAAUACCAAUGAUAAAACUGCACUUUUAAAGGUGUUGCUUGGAUGAAGCACUUUGUGACUUAUUAAAAAUUGUUAAUGCCAAA
This is a messenger RNA of Erpetoichthys calabaricus (reedfish), 562 nucleotides long. It is a transcript of the gene higd2a, whose product is annotated as HIG1 hypoxia inducible domain family, member 2A. The coding region runs from base 30 to 377 and encodes 115 amino acids. Lineage: Eukaryota; Metazoa; Chordata; Cladistia; Polypteriformes; Polypteridae. The transcript is spliced from 2 exons. Gene Ontology annotation, cellular component: mitochondrion. Gene Ontology annotation, biological process: mitochondrial respirasome assembly. The record is from RefSeq and is a predicted model, not a curated record.